This is a messenger RNA of Adineta steineri, 849 nucleotides long. NCBI's taxonomy places the organism in Eukaryota, Metazoa, Rotifera, Eurotatoria, Adinetida, Adinetidae. The record is from the annotation of a GenBank genome assembly.
AUGACAUAUUAUAUCUUUAUUUUUGCUUUACUUUCAUGUUUACCAAUAUAUGAUACAACAUUAUUAUGGCGUAUUAAUAGUAAUCCUCCUGCAUAUCUUUUUGCUACUGUUCAUGUACCAUAUACAGAUAUAUGGCCGACUCUCUCGGAUACAGUCAAAUCAGCUUUUAAGAACUCCACACAUUUUUAUCCAGAAUAUGAUCUGACGAACUUUUUUUCAGCUAUAAAAUUACGAAUGUGCGUAAAUAAUAAGAAGCUUCCUAUUGGAAUCCCUACGCCAUCACCAGAAAUGUUACGUCAACAGCAAGCACAAACGCCUAUUCUUGAUAUACAUUUAACAUUAGAAGCCCGUCGAUUGGCAAAAAAUGUUGAAGCAUUAGAGAAUCUUGAUAUAUAUUGUGAAUUUACAAAAUUUCAAGUUGAAACUUUAACAAAAAAUUAUACUUUACAUAUGGAUAAACCUGAACUUCUAGAUCAAAAAGCAAUUGAAGAAAUUAAACGUACAUAUAAUUGUGAUUUAAAUAGUCCUGAAGAAUUAUAUACACCAACAACACUUCAUACAGAAGAUAAAGCAUUAGUUGCAUUCAAACAACAUUUAGAAGAAAUUGUUGGACGCCGAGAUGCUCGAAUGGCACAAAAGAUAAAUGAUUUACUACAAGAAAAAUCAGCAAAUAAACGAUUUUUCUUUGCAGUUGGUUUUGCUCAUCUGAUGAGUCCAACAGGUAUUGUAGCAAAAUUAAGAAAAGAUUAUAGUCAUUCGGUUUCACGUUUAUGCACUGACUCACAUGAAUAUCGAGCUUCAUUAAAAUGUGAAAAACCAAGUUGGUGUGAUCCAAUAGCAGGAUUAUAA